AUGACAAUGGCUUCGUCCUCCUCCGCCGCGUUCCACAACAGGCCGUCGUCUUCUGCGUCCGUGGCAUCCUCUCGAUCUUCCACCACUAAUCCCAGGAGAGCUUCCGGUGUGCCAGCAGGUGCUGGAUCAGAUGCACAUGCGACUCCACCCUCAGUAUCAACUUUGCAACAAAGACGGUUAUCACGAACGGCAAGCAAAGGGCAGCUUAAUAAGAAUAAUGCAGAGGGUGAUUUAACACAAUCCUUGAAUCACCUCUCCAUUUCUCUGGCGUCCCCGUCCUCCGCGACUUCACAAUCUCCUUCUCCCAGAAAGAGUCCUCGUACUGCCAACCACCCGCCGCCACCUGCCAUCAGUCCCCUGCGGCCCCAGUUUUCGUCUCCGACUCCGAGUGCUGUAUCGCCAAACGGAACGACAUCCCGCCCCGGUAGUGCUAUGCGGAACGUAUCCUACAGCGGGGCUCCGUCUCGCUCACAAACCCCAGCACUCCGCCGAAAAGCCUCCAUGAACUCGAUCCAGGUCGCCCACAACAACCACGGCCAAGGCCCAUCACUCUCACGUCGCUCCUCUUCUGUCAACCUCACCCAGUCGGCCGCAAAAAAGCCACCCCUAAACGAUAUGUACCCCGAGACGUCCGAGUUCAAAGUACCGCCGACCCCGCAGUCUAUCGCUAGUGACCACUUCAAGGCUGAACUUGAGAUCCAUCACGGGGAAGAACCGAGCCUGCCGGCUGAGACAGUCGUUAUUUUGAACGACGCAUGCUAUGGACAUCGCUACUCUCGCCCGCGGACAUCCAAGGCGAACUUGAGCACGAUUGUCGAACGACCCGAGAGAAUCAAAGCCAGCGUCUUGGGAGUGUCGGCUGCCUAUGUACGUCUGGGCGAGAGGCAUCAUGACGGCUCUUUCCCGAUCCAUCCGGACCAAGAUCCUAAGAAACUGCCAUCGGUACCAUUUGUAAUACAGAAGACGACUCGGCGACUGCCCAUCACAUCUCAGACAGUAACCAACGUACAUGGUACGAAAUGGAUGGAGGAGCUCAAGACCAUGUGCGAUACCGCGGAAGCCAAGUUGGCGACGAAUGGGAAAGAACUCAUACGCCCGGACAUGGAUCGUGGACCCAAUGCGGAAGAACCUGCAAAGUUCCAUGAAGGCGACCUCUAUCUUUGUGCCGAGUCACUGGAGGCUAUGGAGGGAGCAAUGGGAGGCGUCUGUGAAGCAGUCGAUGCAGUCUUCAGGCCCGAGGGCCCGAAAAGGGCUUUUGUAGCCAUUCGACCGCCUGGUCAUCACUGUUCUGCAUCAUAUCCCUCCGGCUUUUGCUGGGUCAACAAUGUCCAUGUUGGCAUUAUGCAUGCAAUUCUGAGCCAUGGCUUGACCCAUGCCGCCAUUAUCGACUUUGACCUCCAUCAUGGCGACGGCUCCCAGCAAAUCGCUUGGCAGCACAACUCAAGGGGUGUAAAGGCUACAAAGAACGCGGCGGCAUGGAAGAAGACAUCGAUCGGGUACUUCAGUCUUCACGAUAUCAACUCGUAUCCGUGCGAGACCGGCGACGACGAAAAGGUUAUGAAUGCAAGCAUUUGUAUCGACAAUGCACAUGGCCAAAACGUCUGGAAUGUUCACCUACAGCCCUGGAAGACAGAAGAUGAGUUCUGGGCGCUGUACGAGACCAAGUAUACCACCUUGCUUGAAAAGGCGCGCAGCUAUCUGGUCACACAGGCGGAACGCUUGCGAGCAGCAGGCCAAAACGCAAAGGCAGCCAUCUUUCUCUCUGCUGGUUUCGAUGCCAGCGAAUGGGAGGGUUCCGGAAUGCAGAGACACAAGGUUAAUGUUCCGACAGAGUUCUAUGCUCGAUUGACUCGAGAUGUAGUACGUAUAGCAGCAGAAGUGGGCACAGCCGUAGAAGGCCGAGUUAUCAGCGUGCUGGAGGGAGGUUAUAGUGAUCGCGCACUUUGCUCUGGCAUCAUGAGCCACGUUUGCGGCCUUGCUGGAGCCAGUGCUACUGGAAAUGGUCAGGUUCAUGAUCAGUACAAAGCUUCAUGGUGGUCUGCUGCCGAGCUUGAACGUCUGGAGACCACUUUGAUGACUCCUCCGCCUGAACCACCCAAGCCCCCUAGGAAUGUUACACCACCUACCUACUGUUCACCUACACAUGCCUCUACAGCGCGGUCUGUAGCGCCACGGAGAAGUAUGUCCGGACUUCAUCAGCACGCACUCAUGGCAGCCAACAGGCCAUUGUCACCAAUACCGUCGAGAAUACCGACGACCCCUGCUCCAGAAGUCUCUUGGGCUAUCGCAGCCUGUGAAUUGAGCAAGCUUCUUAUUCCGAGCGACCGCCAGACAGACAGCUGUACUCACACAGAUCUCAAUGCCGAGGCCACCAAGGCUCGCCGGGAGCGUCAGUUAACCCACGCGAAUACCUCGUCUUCCGAUGCCGGCACUGCAAAUGCUUCGGACCGGCCUUCUACUAGGAUGACCUUGAGGGAGCGUAAAACCAAGCAAGCAAUGCCUAUCAAGGAGGAGGAUACCGACGACGAUCGGGCAAUUGCUGUGUCCGUAGGAGAAACCGGUGUGCCUCGUGGAGGUGCUCGUGCUGCACGUAGUCGACGCCUUAGUGCUGCAUCGACCAUCGUCCCAGACAGUGUUGACUCAUCUCCUCCAAGCCACAGAUACUCAACCAUGAAUGCGGGAGACGACGGAAGACCGGAAACAUCCAUGAGCAUUAGGCCUGAGUCUUCAAUGAGCGUUAGACCGCAAGGAAAUGCUCUUGCGGUCAAGAAAACGCGGGGACCAGCAAAGAACAAGUAUGCUCUGCAGGCACCAAAGAUACAGAGGAAGACUUCAACAUCGACCAUCGAGUCAGCAAGGAGCUCCAACGCAUCCUUAGUAUCACCAACUCCAGCCUCUCACUCCGGCGAGACUCAGCCAUCGAACGGCAGCAAUGGCGACGGCGUGGAUAACUUGACUGGCGGGAUGAAGAAGGUUAAGAUCACUCUUAUCACACAAGCCCAGAAAGAGGCUCGCGAGCGGGAGCGCGCCGCGAAAGAAAACUUUUCCACCGCCAACAAUGAUGCGAUAUCCGUCGUAACCUCCAACCUCGAUGAAAACAAACCUCACCACCAACAACAGCCCACACAGACACCCGUUGCCGCCACGCUCCACUCGCCCACCGAAAGCAACACCAACAGCUCCCCCGCACCAUCCACCCAGUUCUACACCCCCAACUCACAAGGCCGGAAUUCCGUCUCCUCCUCCGAAGACAUGGACGCCACGGAGAAGUACCCCGAGCUAUUUGCCCACCACCACCAGCACCAUCAAGUCCAAGAAGUGGACGGAGACGGCGACAUCGACAUGGAAGACCUCGAAACACCAGCCCUCACUUCCACGCCCAUGCCAGGCCGUACAUCCUUCCCUUUGCCGACGCGGCCUUUCCAGCCUGCUCGAAACCCAACAGGCCAUCAGGAGAAUUUCAUCCAGUACCAACCACCCACUACCAUUACCACUACCAACUCUACUGCUACUGCCAAGUCAGCGCAAACACCAACUAGUCCCGGAACUGCUGCUAUGAACAGGAAGGACGUUCCUGUGUUCACGGCCACUUCAGCAAUUCCCUUUUCGCCUCAAAAGACUUCCACUUUGGAGCAAUUGCAGCAGCAGCAGCCUGCCGGGUCUGAGUCUCCGGCGCCGUCUACGCCUGCUUCGUUACCUAGUGUGAUUUUCUCUGGUCAGAAGCAGGAUGAGGAGACGCCCGAGAGAAAUUAA
Sordaria macrospora k-hell is the source of this 3753-nucleotide messenger RNA. RefSeq lists its product as uncharacterized. NCBI's taxonomy places the organism in Eukaryota, Fungi, Ascomycota, Sordariomycetes, Sordariales, Sordariaceae. Gene Ontology annotation, cellular component: nucleus. The record is from RefSeq and is a predicted model, not a curated record. Gene Ontology annotation, molecular function: histone deacetylase activity.